This is a messenger RNA of Lytechinus variegatus (green sea urchin), 3026 nucleotides long. RefSeq names its product UDP-glucuronosyltransferase 2C1-like. The record is from RefSeq and is a predicted model, not a curated record. Lineage: Eukaryota; Metazoa; Echinodermata; Echinoidea; Temnopleuroida; Toxopneustidae. Bases 277 to 1911 code for a protein of 544 amino acids. The transcript has 4 exons. Gene Ontology annotation, molecular function: UDP-glycosyltransferase activity.
CGAUUGUCCUCAUAUUUUCAAGCAUGUAUUCUUUCUUAGCAUGAUCAACAGUUAGGAGAGCAGUACAAGGUUCACAGCUUGGUUUCAAGGGAUGGUGAAACACAUGUCAUGAUAUUCACCUUUGCCCAUCUGAUAUAUUGCAAUAUCCCGAUUAAACAAAUGCACGUCUAACAUGUUUGAUACACAGUAUGAUAGUACAGCUGGACUAUGCGGUGGUAUGAAUGGGCUGGUGGCUAGAUCAGAGGAAGUCGGACAUAAUAAUUUAACCGGGUCAUCAUGAAAAUAGACAUGUAUUCUAAACUAAUAACUGUCUGUGCUGUAUUCACUUUCAGUUCAACACUUCAUUAUGAAGGGGUCAGCGGAGCUAAGAUUCUUAUAUCUGCGAUAUACGGCGAGGGGAGUCAUUUCUUGGCUGCGUCAGCCAUAGGGGAAAGCCUUUUGAAGAGAGGCCAUGAGGUCACAUUUCUCAUCAGCAACGCAUAUGAUCAUCGCGCUAAAGAUCCCAAGUAUGACAAGUUUUCAUUUGAAAUUUUCAAUCAUUCAGUACCAGCUGAGAGAGUGCAAAGGAUUAUGAACGCUGCCAAUCAUGUAGCAUUUCAAGAGAGCAAUGACCAGUUUAGUAACUUGACGAAAUCGAUUAUGGAGCUGACUGGCCAGAGCUGUAAGAAUGUCAUCACAGACCGAGCACUUAUGCGUAGGUUAAAAGCAAUGGAUGCCAUCAUGAUGGACAUAUCAUGGCCAUGUGGUAUUUACAUCAAAGCUGCUCUUCAAAAAGACAGAGAAAUCCCCAAAGAUCUGAAGAUGAUCGCAAACUCUCCUACGACUCUCUGGAGUGGUUUCGUGUCGGCCUCAGGUUCUCCAUUUAACUUCGCCUAUAUGCCUGAAACAAUGACUGGUUUUACGAAUCGUAUGAACUUCUUACAGAGACUAAAAAACAUCGUUCAGUCUAUCUUGAUACAGGCCAGUAUUGAUUCAUCAAUGUUAUAUUCGUUUCGAAAAAUGGAAAGAGAAGUCGGUCUGCAGAAUAUUGUUGAUCCAUUUUAUGGCUAUACAGAUUUUGAUCUGUACCUGAGUAACAUUCAUUUCUCCUCUGACUUUCCUGUACCAAUGGUGCCGAAUCUUAUAUCAGUUGGAGGACUAACAGCUAAACCUGCUGGUAGAUUGCAGAAUGAACUUGAAGAAUUCGUUCAGAGCUCUGGAGACCAUGGCGUCAUUGUCUUCACCCUUGGUACCUAUCUGGCAUCUAUUACAACGAUCAGACCCGAAAUAGUAACGAUGUUUGCCGAAGCUUUCCGAAGAUUGCCACAAAAGGUCAUCUGGCAGUUAAAGGAACUCCCCGAUUGGGAGUUACCAUCCAAUGUGAAAGCUAUGCCAUGGUUACCUCAAAACGACCUCCUUGGUCAUCCAAAGACACGAGUAUUCAUGUACCAAGGAGGAAAUAAUGGUUUUCAAGAAGCGUGUUACCACGGAGUACCAAUCGUAGUCAUUCCUCUUCAAGGAGAUCAAUAUGAUGUCGCUGCUAGGAUCGAAGCAAGGGGUCUGGGUAAAAAGAUUGAAAAACUAGAACUCAACGCAGACAUCAUCUAUGAUACACUUACUGAAGUUAUCAAUAACCCAAGUUACAACGAGGUUGCAGAUAAAGUUUCUGCAAUUUACAAGGACCAGCCAAUGAGCGCUCCGGAUCGAGCUGCCUUUUGGAUAGAACAUGUCAUCAAGUUUGGUGGAGCUUAUAUGAGAUCUCCAGCUAAUGAUCUUACAUUCAUUCAAUAUCAUCUUAUAGAUGUAUAUGCCUUCCUCACUGCGAUAGUCGUUGUAUUUCUAGCUGUAGUCUAUUAUACUCUUAAAUUUUGUGUUUCUCUGUGUUGUCGUAUGAUAGGACGUGGCAGCAGUGGAAAAUCAAAGACUGAAUAACCAUGAUAAGUGUAGGUAAAUCUGGUAAACAUGUGUAAUCAAACAAUAUUGUUGCCUCAACUGGUAGAGCGGCCGCCUCGUAAUUGGGGAUCGUUGGCCGAGUCGAGCUAGGGGACUUUCAAAAUCGGACCUUUACCUGUUCGCAAGGUGCUCGGUAUUUUAUGAUAGAGGAGGGUCUUCUGUGCUGGUAUCAUUAUCAUCAUUAAGAGUGAAACACUUUUCCAUCAACUGUCUUCCAAAAAUAUUACAAGUUCCUAUUUUUUUUAGAACCAAAACUAUAAAUUCUUUGAUUUAUUUUGUCCUCUUAUGCAAAAUAUGGAUCGGGCAACUUGUGGUCUUACCAUUUAAAAGGGAGAUUUUCACACAGUGCCGCAGAGAAUGGAUCUUACAACACAUCAGCAAAUGCAUUCAAAAUGCAAGUCAAAUCACAUUCAGAGUUGACCUAAAAUUGCAAUUAUGUCGUUGGUCUAGAGUCACGAUCGAAACUGCCUUUUCAAUUCACCUACCCGGCCUCGACAAAGACCGAGGUGUGAUUUGAUACUGGCCUCGACAAAGACCGAGGUGUGAUUUGAUACUGGCCUCGACAAAGACCGAGAUGUGAUUUGAUUUACACUGUCAAUGCAUUUGCUGCGUUAAUUCAUUCUGCAUCGUUGUAUAAAACACGGGCGUCAAUCCGGGGGGGGAUACAUCCCCCACACUUUUCGAAGGGGUUGACAUGUACAAUCACCCCCGACCACUUUUCAAGAUAGAAACAAAUAUCUAUAUUUUCAAUAAUCAAUUGGUUAAUACUACUGUUAAUGUUUGGGGGUCCGGAUUCAUCUUUGAAUGCAGUCAAAGUGUAAAUUGGCCUACAUGCAAAAUUUCUCGCGCGGUCGCUCGGCUCCCGCGCUCAAUCUAUUCUUACAAGAAUUUUGCCGUGACAAAUCCCUACGUUAUUUGCAAGGUUAUAUCUUCUGCAUCAUCAUGAUCAUGGAGAUUCGUUAAGAUAUGUCCAUUUUAUGAAUAUGUAAAUGUUUUGAAUAUCAUAAUUUGUAUCAUAAACGAAUAAAAACAUACUUUAAGUACACUUUGUAAAUAUGGGAUAUCUUUCUGGAAGCGGGUGAUUUUGUAAAAAA